Salvia hispanica is the source of this 2573-nucleotide messenger RNA. RefSeq lists its product as uncharacterized. The record is from RefSeq and is a predicted model, not a curated record. NCBI's taxonomy places the organism in Eukaryota, Viridiplantae, Streptophyta, Magnoliopsida, Lamiales, Lamiaceae. Gene Ontology annotation, molecular function: DNA-binding transcription factor activity.
GUGUGUAUAUCACUUGCUUAUUUGACUCCAGAGAUCUCUAAAAUGGAAAAUAAGUGGAAAAUGCAAGGCUACAACCAUCUAUCUGAGCUUGCAAUUAGGGUUUCAGGAAAAUAGGGCCUUUGCCUGAACAUUCCAAAACUGCCUCCACCACAAUUGGAACUCUUACUGCUCAAGACUGUUGUUGUAAACAUGGGCUCAAGUGAUCCAAAACUAUCCAGUGAGGAUGUAACGAUCUCAUCUGCAGGCGUAAUUAGGGGAAUUGAAGAGGUAGAUGAGGGAAAUGGAUGGAUUGUUGUCGGUGGAGAAGAAACUGAUGCACGAGACACCAUAUCUAGCUCUUAUUCUCAUAUGGUUGAAUCUGAGUUUCGUGAAUAUCAAGUGUUGGGAAAUCAGCAAGAUUCGAUGACUGAGAAUGUAGAAGAAGUAGGGCAAACUUGUGCCUCGAAUCAAUCCUCUUAUUUCCACAUAGGACCAGUUUCGGAGGAAGCUCAAAAUAAUCUUGAGGAUUUUCAACACCAUGGGAUGGAUAGACGCAGCCUCCAACUCGAAGAUAAUCCUUAUACUGUAAUAAGUAGGCCAACCCAAAGUCCUUCGAAUAGUGGUGGCUCCAAAUCACCUUUGGACAUACCAUGCACUCCCAUCAAGGGGAAAGAGACUGAGAAAAAUCAGCCUCUGCAUCCUCAAAGUAGGAAUGAUACUGUAAAUAUUCCCAAGCCUUCGGGUAUUGGCUUGCACCUGAAUAGUAUCAUCAAUGUUUUGCAAGCUGGGUCAGGUGCAAUAGUGCAUACAAAAUCUGCUCAGACCUUUAACUUCAGCAUACAAGGAUCGAAGUCCGCACGCACAAUCAACUCUCAUCUCUCUGAUGCAUCAAAAAGUUCUGCAGUAUUCUCUCCUGUUGAGAAUGUUUCAGCAUGCACUGAUGAUAGUGGGCCUAAAAUCCAUGACUCUGCAGCAGUUAAUUCUGUUGCAUCUUUACCUUCUGUGAUUACUGAAUCUUCUAACAGACCUGUAGCCAACCAAUCAGCUCAAGGUAACAAGAGGGUGUAUACUGAUAUCAACACAAAUGACAUUUCAGAGGAACUCAAUUCAAACCCCAAAAAGAAAAGGAAGAGAUCUUCCGACUCCAAUGAUGGUGAUGGUUGCAAAAGGUGCCAUUGUAGGAAGAGUAAAUGCCUAAAGCUGUAUUGUGAUUGCUUUGCUGCUGGGUUAUACUGUGCGGGAUCGUGUGCUUGCCAAGGGUGCUACAACAGACCCCAAUAUGAGGACAAAGUUAUUGAGUCACGGAAACAAAUUGAAUCACGGAAUCCUCUUGCAUUUGCGCCGAAAAUUGUAAAACAUGUCACUGAGACACCUGCAAGCAGUCCUGGGAUUUUUUCACAGGAAGAUGAAACACUCCUCACACCCUCCUCGGCAAGGCAUAAGAGGGGGUGCAAUUGCAAGAAGUCCAUGUGUCUCAAGAAGUACUGUGAGUGCUAUCAUUCAAAUGUUGGUUGCUCAGAUGGAUGCCGAUGUGAAGGAUGUAAAAAUGUGCACGGACGAAAAGGAGAAUAUAGCUUGGAAAAGGAUAUCUUGAACAAGGAAGGCACUUCUGAAACAACAGAUGGCACAAAUGGUGGUUCAAGUCAUUCCGAGCUGACUCCUCAAACACCAACAGUACAGUUCAAGAAGGAUGUCCGAGAAGGAAGUCUGCGUCCCAGACGGUGUUUCCAGUCACCUGAAUCUGGUGUAAUCUCUGUAACGCCAAAUGCCAUGACCUCGUUGUCACCUAUAAACUUAGACGACAACUCCAUGAUUUCAGAAGCUGCUCUGGAAGAUCUGGAUGUAGUAUCUUCCCAGGAGGAAUUGUUUCUUAACACUGUAGAAACUCCUGGUGAAUUCUCAUCAGUUCGCCACCAAACUGGCAAGAAAGGGAUUCCUGGAGGUACCAAUCACUAUUCUCCUGUUGGUUCGCUUAGUUUGCUUCGGUCACCAGGCACCCCUAUGGCCCAGUCUAGUGCAAGUAGACAACUGAAGGUAAUCGACCUUGAUGGUGAGCCAUCCAACAGCAUGCAAGAUGAUACACCGGAUAUAUUGAAGGACAGUCAUGCACCACAAAAUGCUGUGAAAUCAAGCUCCCCAAAUAAGAAACGUGUUUCCCCUCCUCAUGCUCUGCGACAUGGGCCUGGUUUGUCCCUGAAUGGCCUGAGAACCGGGCGCAAGUUUAUUCUGAAAUCCAUACCCUCAAGCGCAGGUUCCAAGAGAGGCGCACCACAAUAGAGAGAUAGCCUUCAAGAUGGUUCCAGCCAUAGAUGAUCAAAACUGAGAUACAAAAGGUGCCAUGGUUAAUGUCUGAAGGAAGUCUUCAAAAGAGCUGUGACUAUUCAUUCCAUUGAUCCAUUGAAGAGCUUAAUUAUCGGAUGAUGCACACUUUAAACAUUGUGGUUAGAGCGUUGGCUCCCAAAUUCUGCCCCAGAUUAAUUUACUUGAACUACAUUGUGGAUUGUUUAUGAUAUCUUUCCAUAACUUAUUUUCUUGGAAACUCAUAGACCUUUUACUGCACUAAUAAAGGCCCUAGGUGGGAACAAUUGAUGCAA